Triticum aestivum (bread wheat) is the source of this 2480-nucleotide messenger RNA. RefSeq lists its product as uncharacterized. The transcript has 3 exons. NCBI's taxonomy places the organism in Eukaryota, Viridiplantae, Streptophyta, Magnoliopsida, Poales, Poaceae. The coding region runs from base 201 to 695 and encodes 164 amino acids. The record is from RefSeq and is a predicted model, not a curated record.
AAAAACCCACCCCCGAGUCGAUUGACCGCGUCUCCCACCCCCGUCUGGAUCCGCCGCCUCGCCGCCGCCGGCCGGCAUCCUCCUCCACGCCAUCCUCCGCCGAGCCGUGCCGCCGUCCUCCCCGCACCCCGGCAUGCCUGCCUCCUCUCCGCCGCGCCCUACUCCUCGCGCCGUCCGAGCCCCCCGCACGCGGUUCGCCGAUGACGAGGCCCAGGUCGCCGCGCUCCGGGCCCGCGCCGGCCGGCUCGAGGGCGCGCCGCCCACCACGACGAGGAGACAAGGAGGCGAGGGAGAGAAGAAGGGACAAAGGAAGAGCGGUGCGGCGACCUAGGCCAGAGCUCGCCGGAGCCGGGCGAUGGCGGACGGGCGCGGGAGACGGAGGGAUCCCGUGCGGGGGCGCGAAGUCCUUGCUGUUUCCGACGACCACUGCUGCGUGGCCGCGGGAGGACAGCGCCCGCCGUCGCGCCGGAGCUGCCCAGGAGCAACCAUGGAUGCUCCGCAUUCAAGGUGUACAAGCCCGAUUUGGAGUGGUUCCCUCGCAAGCCCCUGCUAUUCCCCACCUCUCGCGACGUUCUGCAUCUAGAUUGUUUUCUUCAGUGGCAGGACCGCAGGAAGGUUUCCAAGGAGGACUAGGAUCUGGCUGUGCUCCACAACCAUCACAACCAAGCCGAGGAGCGCCAGAGAUCACAACUUGAAAUUUUUAACUGCAAUAUUUGUUGGUCAGUGUCCUCCUCUGAAAUUGUUCGUAAGGUAAUGCUUUAUUCUGUAUAGCAUCCUUGGAAGAUUGUGUGGUGUGAUGCUUUAUUUAUAAAGCGGGGCGUACAGCCCUUUUCGUUAUUCUGUAUAGCAAAGAGAAAGAGCCUCAGUUUGGUAUAGCAAUGGGGUGAUCCUUCGUUGGAAGAAACAUUGGUGUGAAACAGAUAGACUUACUGUCUUUUUAUACUAGCAUAGUGUUGGUUGUUAAUUUUAAGUGUAUCAUCAGUUUUUUCAGCCAGUGAAGUUAUGCUCACGACAUGGAGAACUUCAAGGACAACCUGCCUGAACAGUUUCUACCUGAUUAGUGAACUAGGCCAUUUACUAUACAAAUAGUUAUUUUGUUGCAAGUUACGCCCGUUGCUUCUAAAUACUGCACUUUUGGUUGCAUUUUGCAACUAAGAAUGACACAAGCAAACACUAAAACAUUCGAGCAAUGCCCAAGGUUAGUACAGGAAGCAUAGUAGUUUGCUUUAGUAGAAAUUAUAUUCCUUUUUUCCACUACUGUGAACAUGGACGUGAGUAGGUAAUUGCUCCUAAAAAGAAACCUAAUUAAUGUAUUGUUGAACCUAAUUUUGAGAUGAUUUUUAUUCUACCAUUGUACAGUGCACAUCAGCAUCGUCUAAAUACAUAUGUCUGUGGGGUUUUCUUUUUGGUGGCAAAUUGAUUCUUGCAAUCAUAGCGGAAAGGCCAGCAGUAAGGCACUUUACACUGAUGAAAUUUGCAUAAGUAUUCCUCUUUGUGAUAAGAUUUCACCAAAAGUUUCAACAUUAAGAUGUUUACUUAGUUAAAUCCUGAACUGAGGCACCCACCCAUACAUGUAUAAGCUCCAAAAAAUAAAACAAUCUGCAAAGAAUUUUUCAGCUUUCGGGCUAUUAGUGUUAGACAUUUUCAUAAGAAAUGAUGAUGUUAGUAUCAAUUGAAUUAAUUUGACCUUACACGCAGUGCAGGUACUAUUAAAUCUGUAGUUGUAAUUUAUUCACCUGUAACUUGAUUUUUUUUUCACUUCUCUUUUUAUAAAUUCAUGUAGUCGGCUGUAAUAAUCAUAUUUUUUUUCUUUUGAGAGAGAAAUUGUGUGUCUGCUCUGGUUUCAGUUUUAACGUCAGCUCGUUACAAUCUGUAACUAACUUAUAGACUACUUCAUCCGGAUGGGUUUGCAACUUUGUGUACAGACUGCUUCAACACUUCUAUUUUCUAUAUGACUUGGAUUAAUAAUCUCCAACAAUAUGGUCAUGCUUCUUAUAUUUACUUUCAGUUCUAAAUACAUUUGUGCUUUUCUCUAUGUUGUGCUACUAAACUAUGUGUGCUAAACUAAACAUAAAAAUAUGAUGGGGUGGUGGUUUCAGCCACAGAAAGAAUUGAUUUGGAGAACAAAGGGAAUUUUCGGCGGACGAAGAACUCGCUUGAGAUGCUCAAGUGAUGAUUUUAUAUAGCGUUUUAUCUAAACCUGGGUUCCUUCUUUCAGACUGGGCGGUGCCAUAUGAUGUGAAGCCGGUGUAAUAACUUUUUCAUUUGGCAUUGGUGGUGAGGUGGCAACCUUUUAGACAAUUUGGCACCUGUAACACAGUGGAAGACCUCAUACGAGAUGGUUGCCUUCUUGGUAGUUGUUGCGGCUUCUGAAUUAAGUGUACCACCAUGUUUAAGACGCCAUGAUCAGAAGUUGUGGUGGGUGUAACCGAUUGACUCUUAUUACAUGACUAUUUCUAAGAUUGAUUCUUAUUGGGUUA